Molecule: messenger RNA, 2431 nt
Organism: Condylura cristata (star-nosed mole)
Lineage: Eukaryota; Metazoa; Chordata; Mammalia; Eulipotyphla; Talpidae
Gene: RIT1
Product: Ras-like without CAAX 1
Exons: 6
Coding region: 164-823 (219 amino acids)
Biological process (GO): Ras protein signal transduction
Cellular component (GO): plasma membrane
Molecular function (GO): GDP binding; GTP binding; calmodulin binding
Source: RefSeq, a predicted model, not a curated record
GUGGGUGCCGGUGGCGCCAUCUUCCCCGGUUGCGGGAGGGUCACAGGUCAGCGCCCGACCCUCGCCGCCAGAAGGAAGACGAGUUGCGGGGGGGCCCGUCCGGGGCCCUCACGACCCGAAGGUACCUUUUCCCAAGGGGCACCCAGGAUUCUCCAAGAGGACAAUGGAGUCUGGCGCUCGACCAGUUGGUAGCUGCUGUAGCAACCCUGCGGGCCUCUCCCGGGAAUACAAAUUAGUGAUGCUGGGUGCUGGUGGUGUGGGGAAAAGUGCCAUGACCAUGCAGUUCAUCAGUCACCGAUUCCCAGAAGAUCAUGACCCCACUAUUGAAGAUGCUUAUAAAAUUCGGAUUCGUAUUGACGAUGAGCCUGCCAAUCUGGACAUUUUGGAUACAGCUGGACAGGCAGAGUUUACUGCAAUGCGGGAUCAGUAUAUGAGAGCAGGAGAAGGAUUUAUUAUCUGUUACUCUAUCACUGAUCGCAGAAGUUUCCAUGAAGUUCGGGAGUUUAAACAACUUAUAUAUCGAGUUAGACGUACUGAUGACACACCUGUGGUUCUUGUGGGAAAUAAGUCUGACCUAAAUCAGCUGAGACAGGUCACCAAGGAAGAAGGACUGGCUUUGGCCCGGGAAUUCAGCUGUCCCUUUUUUGAGACCUCUGCUGCAUACCGCUACUACAUUGAUGAUGUGUUCCAUGCGCUUGUGCGGGAGAUACGUAGGAAAGAAAAGGAGGCAGUCCUCGCCAUGGAGAAAAAAUCUAAACCUAAAAGCAGUGUAUGGAAGAGGCUAAAAUCACCAUUCCGGAAGAAGAAAGACUCAGUUACUUGAAGAUUUGAAGUGUUUAUCUGUGAACUGCAGUGCUUAGGGCAGUCCAGUAACCUGCAUUAGUGAGCGUGGUGCUUAUUCUUUCUCCUGUUAUGACCGUUAUUGUAAAAGUAACUGAUAAAGGGGACAUGCCUACUAGGAGUUUUCAGUUUUCAGUGAUGUGGUAUUUGAAAUGUUGUCUCAGCUAAUUCUGACAUAUUAAUCCCAUGGAGCACUGUCUACUUUGAAAUUGUCACACUAGGAUUUGAUCUGCCAAUGUUUUGGGUUCUGUUGUUGGUGGUGAUUCAUCAAUGUACAUUAUUUAUACCCAGGCGAAUAUGUGUACUAUUAUGUUUUUGAUUGAGUUCACAGGAAGAAUUUUUUUGUCAUGCUCAACUCCAUGUUAUCUUUCAACUUUAUAGUUUUCUGUGACAGUCCCAGAUGGGACCUCAGUCUUUUCACACUGUGCUUCCUGACAAAAAUCAUAGGUAAAUCAGUGCUGAGGAGAUCAGUGCUCAAACUUCAGCAUAUAGCUAUCUGAUGUUGCAGAUUAUGGACCAAAGAAAUUUGGGAAAUCAGGCCAUCUAUUUGAAGGAACUUAGUGGGAAAAAGUAGAAUUAGAACAGUGUUCGUAGUCUGAACCUGGUUUCUCUGAGAAGUGCACAUUUGAUCCAGCUGCACUGGGACUUCGUAGAAGCCUAUAGAAUGUAAUGAAGUUUUUAUUUUCCAUUUCAAGGUUUCAUCUUUACUUUCAAAGGUUAAAACAUUUUGGGAACCAUUACUUGACUAAGCUUGUUUAAAUCCUUGGUCACAGCAGCUAUAUCUUUUACAGAUUUAUUUCCUCCCCUCAGCCCUCCACCAGGAAAUAAAUGCACAUACCAGCACGUUCACAUUCAUGGCCGCCUAGUGCUCUCUCGGCUUCCCUAUGUUAUUUAGAAGAGAAAGGUCUAGCAACAGUUUCUUAGGCCCUUUGUGAGACUGACUGCAUUUUUCCUACAGAAACAACAGGAGUUUGAGUAAAAUAUAUAUGUGCCUCCUUGGCAUCGACAAUCACUAGACCCGGUGCUCUAAGAAAGCCUGUGGUAUUUCUGUUUAAUGAGCCACUCUUGAAGCUUUAAAAUUCCCAUGAAUAAAGUUUCUUGUUGAAGGUUAUUUUAAUCAGGGACCUUGUUAAGUCACCUCAGGGUGAAAAGCUUAGCCUUGACAAAACAGCCUAGAGAACACUUUGAUACCUAUGCAUAAUUGAUAAUCUAUCAUCUUGGAAAUGAAAGAGCUUUAAAAAAUGGUGGUGAGUUCUCUGUUUUUGAGUCAGGAUUAUUUUGCUCUCUGAACAUAAGUGUGGAGAUUAAGUACAAAAGUGCUACAGUAAUGUAGCAUAUGUUGAACAGUUAAUGUCACUGAAGCAUUGUUUGUCUACUUUAAACUCUUAACAUGACUGUAUCACCUCUUAAAAGCAUGCAGCUCAAUUGUUUUUCUUUUUACAGACAAGAGCGGGGCUGUGAUGUUUGUCUUUAUAAUCAAUGGUCUGUGUUCUAGGUUUAAAGAAAAGUGAUGGUUGUAACUGUUUUAGUUGAGUAAUGGUCCCUUUUGGAAUUGUUGAAAAUGUUUUUGCUACUAAAUAAAUCAUGUUUU